Molecule: messenger RNA, 654 nt
Organism: Emiliania huxleyi CCMP1516
Lineage: Eukaryota; Haptophyta; Isochrysidales; Noelaerhabdaceae
Exons: 3
Coding region: 1-654 (217 amino acids)
Biological process (GO): proteolysis
Cellular component (GO): cytoplasm
Molecular function (GO): calcium-dependent cysteine-type endopeptidase activity
Source: RefSeq, a predicted model, not a curated record
AUGGGUACGCGAGAGCAGCCGCGCAAGUGCGGCUUGCGCGCCACGGCCGAGUCCUUUGGCGGCGAGGAGCUCUGGUCCCUCCUGCUGGGGUACGACCGGGCGCACGCGGUGCUCGGCGCGUCCAUCUCGAGCGGCGGCGGCGAGGAGAGGCGGAGCGACGGCCUGGUUGCGGGGCACGCCUACGCCGUGCUCCAGUGUCGCGAGGUGCUGGGCGUGCGGCUGAUGCAGCUUCGCAACCCUUGGGGCGCCUUCGAGUGGAGGGGGGACUGGUCCGACCACUCGAGCAAGUGGAAGGAGCAGCCGGAGAUCAAAGAGGCGCUCUGGCCCGAGAGGCGCUCAAAGGAGGCGGACGGGUGGGACGACGGCGCCUUUUGGAUGGGGUUCGACGACUUUUGCGCCCUCUUCACGCUGCUCGACGUCUGCGACCGCACCACCGGGGUGCGCGACCUCGCCUUCGCCCUCGACGAGGACGACGGCUGCUUGCGCGGCCCCGCCUGCGCGUGCGCGCGGGGCUGCGCCCGCUUCUGGUGCCUCUGCCACGGCCCGCGCGCGCUGUAUUGGGGCCACCAGAGCAGCCGCGACACGAUGGCGCUGCCGAAGCGUAGCUGCCGCUGCCUCGAGCGCUGCAACGGCGGGGAGCCGGUCCUCCUGUGA